UUCGUGUUUCCUUCUUUGCGUAGUUCGUGAGAUUAUUUGAGCAUAGAUUCUGGUGAAAAAAAAGUUAUUCAAUUCCAAAGCUUCUCAAAAAAAUUAUAAUAUACAAAAUAAUAGCACUGUUUAUACAUUAUUUGCAUUUGUGUUUCUCCUUCUCCGCUCACACUCGAUGAUUCUGCAAUAUCAUCAGUAUAUCAGAUAGCAACUGCCACUCUUGUUUUUGAGUUCUGGCCUUCUUCUCAAUCUGUUAUUUUAGUUUAUUAUCUGUUGAAACAGAGGUAAAUAGUUCACUUACACAAAAUUUUCAAAGGAAUAGUAAUGCUUGUAAUGUGCAACAAAAGUCUAGGCACUUAUCCAUACCCUUUUGCUUUGCUGGAGAAAGAAAUGGUCUGAAACCCCAAAUUAGAGGCAAAUGUGGAAAGACUAGAAGAGAAAGAACGAAGCUUUACUGUUCUGAACACAGUCUUUUGUGUGUAAAGUUUUUGUAAGCAAAGAGCAAACAGAGGUGGAUAGGAAAGCAAAGGAAAGGAAAGAAGAAAUCAGCAAUGCCUAUAAGGCAAAUGAAAGAGAGUUCAGAGCAGCACCUAGUGUUAAAAACCCACUUGCAAAACACUAUGAACCAACCUCAGAAACACCAUAAAAUUGCCCAAAAUGGCAAGGGACCACCACAAUCUCAAGAAACUCACAACAGCAAACCCCAAAACCAGACCUCACCUCCAACAAAAAAUAGAGGAAGAAGAAGAGGAAGAGGUGGUAGAAAAUCUGAUCAAGGAGAUGUCUUUACGAGACCCAGUUCAAGGCCUUGUACUGUGGUGCAUAAGCCAGUGAAUCAAGCUGGUGGUCUCUUGGCAAAUGCUCCCAAUGGAAAUAGUGGAAAUAUUUGUGAAAUGGAGAUGGGUUUGGGAUUCCCUACUUCUAGCAAGUCCUUAACUUAUGCUCGUAGGCCUGGUUAUGGUCAACUUGGGACAAAAUGCAUUGUUAAGGCGAACCACUUCUUUGCAGAGCUGCUGGACAAGGACUUAAACCAGUAUGAUGUUACGAUAACUCCUGAAGUGGCAUCAAGAACUACUAACAGAGCUAUCAUGGCAGAGCUUGUGAGGCUCUACAAAGAAUCUGACUUAGGAAUGAGACUGCCUGCUUAUGAUGGCAGAAAGAGUCUUUAUACAUCUGGUGAGCUUCCCUUUGCUUGGAAGGAGUUCAUCAUUAAGCUUGUUGAUGAAGAUGAUGGAGUCAAUGGCCCCAAGAGAGAAAGGGAGUACAAAGUGGUAAUCAAGUUUGUUGCGAGGGCCAACAUGCAUCAUCUGGGUCAAUUUUUAGCUGGUAAACGUGCUGAUGCUCCACAGGAAGCUUUGCAAAUUCUUGACAUUGUACUGAGGGAGCUCUCAACAAGGAGGUACUGCCCAGUUGGUAGAUCCUUCUUUUCACCAGAUAUUAGAGCACCACAGCGACUUGGUGAUGGCUUGGAGUCAUGGUGUGGGUUUUACCAGAGUAUAAGACCUACACAGAUGGGCCUGUCACUGAAUAUUGAUAUGGCUUCAGCUGCAUUCAUUGAGCCUCUCCCUGUAAUUGAGCUUGUUGCCCAGCUUCUAGGCAAGGAUGUGCUAUCAAGGCCAUUAUCUGAUGCUGAUAGAAUUAAGAUCAAAAAGGCUCUCAGAGGAGUUAAAGUUGAAGUAACUCACAGAGGAAAUGUACGAAGAAAGUAUCGUGUCUCAGGAUUGACAUCUCAACCUACGAGAGAACUUGUAUUUCCUGUUGAUGAUAACUCAACUAUGAAGUCAGUAGUAGAAUAUUUCCAAGAAAUGUAUGGCUUUACCAUUCAACAUACACAUCUACCUUGCCUUCAAGUAGGAAACCAGAAGAAAGCCAACUAUCUACCAAUGGAGGCUUGCAAAAUUGUAGAGGGGCAAAGAUAUACAAAAAGGCUGAAUGAGAGGCAAAUUACUGCCCUGUUGAAAGUUACAUGCCAACGACCUAGGGACCGGGAAAAUGACAUUUUACAGACAGUUCAGCAUAAUGCUUAUGAUCAAGACCCUUAUGCAAAGGAAUUUGGAAUUAAAAUCAGCGAAAAGCUAGCUUCUGUUGAGGCUCGAAUUCUCCCUGCCCCUUGGCUGAAAUAUCAUGAUACUGGAAAGGAAAAGGAUUGCUUGCCUCAGGUUGGCCAAUGGAAUAUGAUGAACAAGAAAAUGAUCAAUGGGAUGACUGUAAGUAGGUGGGCUUGUAUUAACUUUUCAAGGAGUGUGCAAGAGAGUGUUGCUCGUGGGUUUUGCAGUGAACUUGCUCAGAUGUGCCAAGUGUCUGGCAUGGAAUUCAAUCCAGAGCCUGUUAUCCCAAUUUACAGUGCCAGGCCUGAGCAAGUUGAGAAAGCUUUGAAGCAUGUUUAUCAUGCUUCCAUGAACAAAACCAAAGGAAAAGAGCUGGAGCUUUUAUUAGCUAUUCUACCUGACAACAAUGGCACCCUAUAUGGUGAUCUCAAAAGGAUCUGUGAAACGGAUCUUGGUUUAAUAUCACAAUGCUGUCUUACAAAACAUGUCUUCAAGAUCAGCAAGCAGUAUCUGGCUAAUGUGUCCCUUAAGAUUAACGUUAAGAUGGGUGGCAGAAAUACUGUCCUUUUGGACGCCAUAAGCUGUAGAAUACCAUUAGUUAGUGACAUACCAACCAUUAUAUUCGGAGCAGACGUGACUCACCCAGAGAAUGGGGAGGAUUCAAGCCCCUCAAUUGCAGCUGUAGUAGCUUCACAGGACUGGCCUGAAGUGACAAAAUAUGCUGGAUUAGUUUGUGCUCAGGCUCACAGGCAAGAACUCAUACAGGACUUGUACAAAACAUGGCAAGAUCCUGUUCGUGGUACUGUUAGUGGUGGCAUGAUCAGAGAUCUUCUGGUCUCGUUUCGGAAGGCAACAGGCCAGAAACCGCUAAGGAUUAUAUUUUACAGGGACGGUGUUAGUGAAGGGCAAUUUUAUCAAGUUCUGCUUUAUGAAUUAGAUGCAAUAAGAAAGGCCUGUGCUUCUCUAGAACCAAACUAUCAACCUCCUGUGACUUUCAUUGUUGUACAAAAACGCCACCAUACUCGAUUGUUUGCUAACAACCAUAGGGAUAGGAGUAGCACAGACAAGAGUGGGAACAUAUUACCUGGCACUGUGGUUGAUUCUAAAAUCUGUCAUCCGACAGAAUUCGAUUUUUACCUCUGUAGCCAUGCUGGUAUUCAGGGGACUAGUAGGCCUGCUCACUACCAUGUUCUGUGGGAUGAGAACAACUUCACUGCAGAUGGAAUCCAGUCUUUGACAAACAAUCUGUGUUACACAUAUGCAAGGUGUACUCGCUCCGUUUCCGUUGUACCUCCGGCAUACUAUGCGCAUUUAGCUGCUUUUCGUGCCCGGUUUUACAUGGAGCCAGAAAUGCAGGAUAACGGCUCAACAGGUACCAGGGGAACACGAGCAGCUGGAGAAACUGGAGUCCGGCCAUUGCCAGCCUUGAAGGAAAAUGUGAAGAGAGUAAUGUUCUAUUGUUAAAAAGACGACCAUGGGAGCACAGCAGGAAAUCCAACACAACAGUAGAGAUAUUUCCCUUGUAUAUGUGACAUAACACAUGCAUACAUGAUUGCAAGAUCUCUUCCAUUGUCGGUUGCUGCUGAUUAGAAGUGUUAGACAUGGUUGCUGGAAAGCAAAUGGAAAAUGCGAAGUAACAACCCAAAACGUAGGAGAUAGUUGUAGUCCUGUCAAGUAACCAUUCAUCUUGGAUAUGUCAAUGAAGGCCUUGUAAAGAAAUGUUUAUUUAUGAUCAGUCUUAUAUAUGUAGGAAAAUUUUGCCUCAUCGGAAGUAGUGAAUUUUCAUGUCUAAAAUGUUGCACUUGGAUAAUGUAUAGUAAUAAUAAUCUUUGAUUUUUAACUAAUA
Molecule: messenger RNA, 3885 nt
Organism: Ricinus communis (castor bean)
Lineage: Eukaryota; Viridiplantae; Streptophyta; Magnoliopsida; Malpighiales; Euphorbiaceae
Product: protein argonaute 10
Exons: 22
Coding region: 543-3503 (986 amino acids)
Biological process (GO): regulatory ncRNA-mediated post-transcriptional gene silencing
Cellular component (GO): cytoplasm
Molecular function (GO): RNA binding; protein binding
Source: RefSeq, a predicted model, not a curated record